Messenger RNA from Canariomyces notabilis, 648 nucleotides. RefSeq lists its product as uncharacterized. The coding region runs from base 288 to 533 and encodes 81 amino acids. Lineage: Eukaryota; Fungi; Ascomycota; Sordariomycetes; Sordariales; Chaetomiaceae. The transcript is spliced from 3 exons. The record is from RefSeq and is a predicted model, not a curated record.
AGCUUCACUUUUACUUGGGCCCUUUAAGCACUCCUUUCUCGAGAUCCCUUGACACUCUUCGAUCUUGUUGGAACUUUCGAGUACUACUGUGACCUAACGGAGUUGGUUUACUUGCAAGUUUCUGUUGUCUGGGCCCUGCCGGGAUAAUGUUAUGAUUGUAUGAAAACGAAGCCACACAGGUUAUAUACGGUACACCACACUUGGGCACAUAUCACCUGGCCGAGGGCUCUGGACGUGUUGGCCUGUCUGCAUUUCGUUUCUUUUGGUUUCGGGCUUGGUUGAUGAGCAUGCAUGUGCCCAGCCACUGUCAAUUGACCCCGUUCAUUGGCAUAGCCCCAUGUUUUCUUCUGGUUCCCCCGCCCCUCCUCACUACGGCGCUUUGUUGGCAUAAGUAUCCCAGUUGCACUUUUGCUCAAAAUUUUUAUCUGCUCACGCCCAGGGUUCAACCCCAGCACCCCACCCUAAGCCCCGUAAAUGCAAAUAUACAGUCUCAGCCACAACCACUACAACUUGUAAUGUUGUUGCGCGGAUAGUUGAAGAAGUACUCUAUAGGAGGGAGAGGAAUUACAGGCUUAAUUCCAGGCACAGGCACGCUGUUACAAAUACCACACCCGCCCCCGCCCUCGAGCCGUCAGGAUUGUAUAGUGG